This is a messenger RNA of Sciurus carolinensis (gray squirrel), 851 nucleotides long. It is a transcript of the gene Mb, whose product is annotated as myoglobin. Gene Ontology annotation, biological process: oxygen transport. Gene Ontology annotation, molecular function: oxygen binding; heme binding. The record is from RefSeq and is a predicted model, not a curated record. The coding region runs from base 68 to 532 and encodes 154 amino acids. The transcript is spliced from 3 exons. Lineage: Eukaryota; Metazoa; Chordata; Mammalia; Rodentia; Sciuridae. Gene Ontology annotation, cellular component: extracellular exosome.
GGUAGCCCCAUCCCAGCCCGGCCGGAGCACCCAGCAUCAGCACCUGCUCCUUCUGUCCUCGGAGGCCAUGGGGCUCAGCGACGGGGAAUGGCAGCUGGUGCUGAGCGUCUGGGGCAAGGUGGAGGCCGACCUCGCCGGCCACGGGCAGGAAGUGCUCAUCAGGCUCUUUAAGGAUCACCCUGAGACCCUGGAGAAGUUCGACAAGUUCAAGAACCUGAAGUCGGAGGAGGAGAUGAAGGCCUCGGAGGAGCUGAAGAAGCACGGCAGCACGGUGCUCGGGGCGCUGGGGGGCAUCCUGAAGAAGAAGGGGCAGCACGAGGCGGAGAUCAAGCCCCUGGCACAGUCGCACGCCACCAAGCACAAGAUCCCCGUCAAGUACCUGGAGUUCAUCUCGGAGGCCAUCAUCCAGGUCCUGAAGGGCAAGCACUCGGGGGACUUCGGCGACGCCGCUCAGGGCGCCAUGAGCAAGGCCCUGGAGCUGUUCCGGAACGACAUCGCCGCCAAGUACAAGGAGCUGGGGUUCCAGGGCUGAGCCGGCCCCGCGCCGCCCGCCUAGGCCGGGCAGGGUGGGCGCCAACGCCCGCAGCGGUCCAGGGCGCCUGACGCGAGCUCGCUUGCUUAGCAGUGGAGGGUCACCGCCCUGGGCCCGCCGUCGGGGCCCUGCCCACUGAGGCAGAACCCAGCCAGAUCCCUCCGCCCUCCAGCCGUCCCCACCCUCACCCUGAAACCCCAGAGCCGCGCCAUUAGCUCCCCUGCCCUCAUCACAGCAGGAUGUCCCUUUGUGAGCCUCGCCUGUACCUUGGAGAUCCGGGCGACCCCCCGGGUUUUAAUAAAACACGUGCAACCUCCUA